Molecule: messenger RNA, 804 nt
Organism: Camellia sinensis
Lineage: Eukaryota; Viridiplantae; Streptophyta; Magnoliopsida; Ericales; Theaceae
Source: RefSeq, a predicted model, not a curated record
CAUGAGUUGCCAAACACCGCCAAUACGACAUAUAAUCAAUAGCUAUCCCAAAAUAUCACACGCAAAACAAGCAACUCCCAUUCCUUGUCACUUUCUUUGACAAAACAUAGAGAUACACAACAUAUUAUAUAUAUAUAUAUAUAUAAUAUGGGACCGUGUCUGAAGGUGGCGGUGAUCGGAGCAGGUGCGGCGGGGCUCAUCGCCGCCCGUGAACUUCAAAGAGAAAACCAUCGAGUCACGGUCUUCGAAAAGGCCGACCAACUCGGUGGAACAUGGGUCUACAACCCACAAGUCGAGACCGAUCAACUCGGCCUCGACUCAAACAGAGAGAUCGUUCACAGCAGUCUCUACUUUUCGCUUCGCACCAAUAUCCCUCGACAGCUCAUGGGUUUCACGGAUUACCCGUUUGGCAUCCGAGAAAAUGGAGAUCAAAGGAAUUUUCCCAGGCACGAAGAGGUGUUGAGAUUUCUCAAUGACUUUGCGAGGGAAUUCGGAAUCACUGAGUUGAUUCGGUUUGGAACUGAAGUCGUCCGAGUUGAGAGGGUUGACUUGAGGAAUAAUGAGUGGGUUGUUGAGUCAAGGACGAGUGAGUCGAGUCGGGAAGAGGUGUUUGAGGCAGUAGUGGUUUGCAAUGGUCACAACACUCAACCUCGACUGGCCAAUCUUCCAGGUAUUGAGAAAUGGCCUGGUGUGCAAGUGCACAGUCAUAACUAUCGUCAUCCAAAGCUAUAUCAAAAUCAGGUAUGUGAUUGACUAAUAUGCUUUUGAUUGUAGGGGAAAUUUAAAUCAGUAUUAUUAUUGUUA